This is a messenger RNA of Vigna unguiculata (cowpea), 1084 nucleotides long. RefSeq lists its product as uncharacterized. NCBI's taxonomy places the organism in Eukaryota, Viridiplantae, Streptophyta, Magnoliopsida, Fabales, Fabaceae. The record is from RefSeq and is a predicted model, not a curated record.
AUUUACGCGACGAAUUAUAACUUGAUGGAGGAAGAAAUGGAGGAUGGAAGAGAGAGAGGUGAGAGGAGCCGCAGCCAGAGGAGGCAUGUGUUUGAGGACAUUGAUGUUGAUUUGGUGGUAGGAGAGGAAGAAGAGAAGAAGAAUGAUGAGGUGGUGGGAGAGGAAGAAGAGAAAGCAAGAGUUAGCAUAUGUAUUCCUCCCAAAAAUGCUCUUUUAUUGAUGAGAUGCAGAUCUGAUCCAGUCAAAAUGGCAGCUCUGGCUAACCGUUUUUGGGAAUCACCUGUUCACAAAACCAAAUGUCAAGAAGAAGAAAAAGAAGGGGAAGAACAUGAUGAAGAAGACAUUGUGGAUGAAGAUGAACAAGAAGUAGAAGAUGAUGACACACAGCAACCCAUCAAAGUGAAAGAGGAUGAGCAACAAGUAGAAGUAGAAGAAGAAGAAGAAGAAGAAGUUGAAAGAGAAACCAUAGAAGAUACCAUUUGCCAAAGAGAAACAGAAACUAUGGUGGUGGUCAGUGAAGAAGAAGAAGAAGAAGCCGGGAAGGAAAGCUAUGAAGUUGAAAGCGUAGGAAACAUAGAAAGCAGAGAGUUUCAUGAAGUAAAAGAAGAGGAAGAAAAGAGUGACCAAGAAGCAAAUGAAAAUGCCAUCGAAAAAGGUGAAACUUUAACACAUUCUGAAGCUCAUUCAGAUCUCCACAACCUUAAAACCGAAGGAAAAGAGGUUAAUCUCCAAGAGGCUAUAGAAGUGAGAGAAAACAACGAAAGCUCAGAAAUUUCUUCCACCCCAGAAACGUUCACAGCUUCAGAACCCACCCCAGAAACGUUCACAGCUUCAGAACCGGAAAACGACGACGGAGAGCCAGAAACGGAAGCAGUGACGACCGAAACUUCAGAAGGGUCAACGGAGGAGGAAGAAGAGAAAGUGACUACGGAGACCGAAACGCAAGAACUCUGAACCCCUCUCUCUCUCUUAACCCUUCUCUCUCUACCUCUGCCUUCUCUCUACUUGUGUCCCGCUUGUUUCUCCUCACCUUUCCUCUCUUGUAUACUUGCAAUCAUAAAUAAACGAGGAAUUUCAGAUCUCU